UAUUUCUACCGGAGCGAUGAUUUUGAGGAAUGAUGAAGAGGAUGAGAUGUCAUCGCCACCUUCCAAACAAAGAAGGAUCAUAUUUACCACUGAAAGUUCAAAUACAAAAGCACCCAUAGACAUCUUCGAAAACAUGGAAAAUGAUAUUGUCUUGUCCGCUCCAUCAACCCAUUCUACCGCCAAAGGCAAUACAAAGAUGAAAGCUGCUGCUCAAUCUGCCACCACUUCCACCCCCUCGAACAAGGAACAAGUAUCAUCAAAGAAGUACAGAAUUCCUAAAAAAACAUCCUCAGCUUCAUCUUCACCUUCAACCAACGCUCGUGCCAAAGAAGACCCAACCCAGAAAGCACGCACUAAAGCAAGCACAGCUUCAACCCAUACUCACGCCAAACAUGAGCCAAGCCAGAAAACACAACCAAAGCUCACACAGCUUCAACCCAUACUCGCACCAAACAUGAGCCAAGCCAGAAAGCACCAACCAAAGCUCACACAGGUUCAUCAACCCAUACUUUCCCCAAACAAGAGCCUGGCCAGAAAACACCCCCCAGAGCACGCACAAUUCUUCCAUCAACUCCAGAAAAGUUAUCAAGUCCAAAAUCACCAAACACAGGAUUGCAGAUAAGAUUCAGCCCUGACAAGGCCAAUAAAAAAAAUCCAGCCACACCAUCAACAUCACAUACGCCAGUAAAAUUGUGGCAGCCAGGUGGUUCAAGUACAGGCAAGCGCAAACUUUCAC
Lineus longissimus is the source of this 736-nucleotide messenger RNA. RefSeq names its product mucin-5AC-like. Lineage: Eukaryota; Metazoa; Nemertea; Pilidiophora; Heteronemertea; Lineidae. The transcript is spliced from 14 exons. The coding region runs from base 17 to 622 and encodes 201 amino acids. The record is from RefSeq and is a predicted model, not a curated record.